AUGGGGCUGAAUGCGCGCGUUCCAAGUACGUGGUUGUGCCCGACGUGCAAAGCGGCGGCGCCUCGGCGGGACAACUCCGACAAUACGCCGGUGAAGCCAAGUGGAGCCGGCGAGGAGGAUGUGCCGCUGGAUCAGCCGCUAGAUGUCGCUGUACAGCUGAGCUUGCUGCGUGCUGACUUCGGCUCUGUGCGCGACGAAGUUGCAGGCCUACGCGUAGAGGUGGCGCGCUUCAAUGAUCUCCUUGGCAGUGUCACCGGCCGUCUAGAUGUCUUGGAGGAGAAGGUUAGGCGGUUGGAGGAGCGACCGGUGGAGCCUGUUGUCGUAGAGGUAGGCGACAGCUCGCCAUCCGCGGCUACGGUGGAGCUGCGGCAGACAGUGGAGCGCCUUCAGCUUGAGCUGAACGACCGCGACCAGGACGCUUUGCUGUCCGACCUCGACAUAGGCCACGUCCCGGAAAUAAAGGGAGAAAGCGUUGUCCACACAGUCACCGUCCUUGCGGCCAAGUUAGGUGUGACCUUGGAGCAACGGGACGUCGUAUUCGCCGAACGAGUGGGUGCGGCGGACCGACGGGCCGGGGAGGGGGCCGAAGGCGAGGCCGGGGGCCGGCCGCGUCGCGUCGUCGUGAGGCUGGCGCGGCGGCAGCUGCGCGACGAACUGCUGCAAGCCGCCCGGGUGCGGCGCAACUUCACCUUCACCGACGACAGCCUGCCGGGGCCUCCGCGUCGUGUCUUCGUCAACGAGCGCCUCACACGCACCAACCGGCUAUUAUUUCAUAAAGUGCGCGAGUUGUGUAGGCAGCACCAGUGGAGGUUCUCGUGGACGAAGAGGGGCCGCAUUUAUGCCCGGCAAGGAGAGGGAAAGCCGGCUUGCCCCAUUCGCUCUGAAACGGACAUAGAGCGUGUUUUUGGUACCAGCUCCGUCUGA
Molecule: messenger RNA, 924 nt
Organism: Leguminivora glycinivorella
Lineage: Eukaryota; Metazoa; Arthropoda; Insecta; Lepidoptera; Tortricidae
Exons: 1
Coding region: 1-924 (307 amino acids)
Source: RefSeq, a predicted model, not a curated record